CAAGGACCGUGCAGCAAAUACUGCUGGAACUGCUGGCCUGGCAGGUGGGCACCACCGGGAAGCAUGGACCACCAAAGGUCCCUCCUAUGAGGACUUAUACACUCAGAAUGUUGUAAUUAACAUGGAUGACCAAGAAGAUCUUCAUCGAGCCUCACUGGAGGGGAAAUCUGCCAAAGAGAGACCCAUUUGGUUGAGAGAGAGCACUGUCCAGGGGGCAUAUAGUUCUGAAGAGAUGAAGGAAGGUGGCAUAGAUAUGGAUGCCUUUCAGGAGCAUGAGGAAGGCCGUGCAGGGCCUGAUGAUAAUGAGGAGGUCAUGCAAGCACUGCUCAUUCAUGAGAAGAAGACUCCCUCUGCCACAGCUGGUUCAGUGGGAGCAGCUGCUCCUGUGACCACGGCCAAUGGCAGUGACUCAGAGAGUGAGACCAGUGAGUCAGAUGAUGACUCUCCACCCCGUCCUAUGGCUGUGGCUACGCAUCAUCGGGAAGAGGAUGAGGAGGACGAUGAGUUUGAGGAAGUAGCAGAUGACCCCACUGUCAUGGUGGCUGGCCGUCCAUUCUCCUACAGUGAAGUGAGCCAGCGGCCAGAGCUGGUGGCCCAGAUGACACCAGACGAGAAGGAAGCAUACAUAGCAAUGGGACAACGCAUGUUUGAGGACCUCUUUGAGUGAGCUUUCCCUACCUUUUCCUCCUUUCUCUAGUGCUCAUUUCAAGAAGAAAAUUCCCCACUUUUGAAGAAAAGUGUUUAAAUGGCUUUCUGCCUCUCUUGAUUCAAAAGCAACUGUUAAUCUUCCACAAAGAAUAAUGGGAGAGAGAGUUUGAUUUUUAUGCCAGAAACUUCCCAGCAAGGUAGGUUGGUUAUAAGUAUUCCCUUCCCUGCUAUUACUACAGUAUUAAUAUUUCACUAUAUUUUCUUAUCUAAUUUUUUUCCUUUCCUUUUUAAGACACAUUUUUCUUCCUUCUGAAAAGAGUGGGGAAGUCCAUAAGGUAAAUUCUUUAUGUCUGCCUGCAGAAGCCCACUAAGAUAGGUUACAGUAAUUCACUGAUUACAUCCUUUUUGUGUUCUGACCAAGCAUUCCAAACAAUUCCUUACAUUGUUGCCAACCAAAGCAGCUUGCCAACAGUGAAGUCACUGAUUGAGGGGGGAACAAUCUUAAAACUUCAUAUUUUCUCAAAAUUGAGGUUGGAGUCAAUAUGUAAGGGGAGGUGAGAGUGUGUUUGGAAGAGGGAUGGAUAUGCCUGAAUCUCAUGAUUAAUGUCUAAAACAGUAGUUAUGUCUGUAUAACCGACCAGACUAGUAGAUUCUGUUGUUUUGCUUAAUGACUUUUGGUUUGGAUUU
Messenger RNA from Galeopterus variegatus (Sunda flying lemur), 1335 nucleotides. RefSeq names its product general transcription factor IIE subunit 1-like. Gene Ontology annotation, cellular component: transcription factor TFIIE complex. The record is from RefSeq and is a predicted model, not a curated record. Lineage: Eukaryota; Metazoa; Chordata; Mammalia; Dermoptera; Cynocephalidae. Bases 122 to 667 code for a protein of 181 amino acids. Gene Ontology annotation, biological process: transcription open complex formation at RNA polymerase II promoter. The transcript has 2 exons.